Molecule: messenger RNA, 2355 nt
Organism: Microthlaspi erraticum
Lineage: Eukaryota; Viridiplantae; Streptophyta; Magnoliopsida; Brassicales; Brassicaceae
Source: the annotation of a GenBank genome assembly
AUGUCAGAGAAAAGGGUCAUAGCAAUAUGUAUAUCCGGCGGAGAAUUUCAGACGGAGAAAGGCGGAGUUUUGUCUUACAAAGGCGGCGAAGCUCACGCCAUAGACGUAGACGAAGAGAUGAAAUUCAAAGACUUCACCUCAGAGAUUGGUGAGGUCUUCAACUGCGACGUAAGGACAGUUUGUCUCAAAUACUUCCUCCCUGACAACAGAAAAACUCUCAUCUCCAUCUCCAACGAUAAAGACUUGCAACGGAUGAUCAAGUUUCACGAGCACUCAAACACCGCCGACGUCUAUCUCUUACCUGAAGAAGCUCCUCCUGACAUUGCUUCCAGAUCUAGCAGAACGACAUUAUCCGAAGCCAUUCCUCCAGCUCCUCUUGACGACAUGAUAGAUGACACAACGGGACCAGAGGAUCAUCAUCUCCCCCUCUCAGUCUCAGUCUCAGCUCCUCCCGUUGUAACAAUGGAGCAAGUCGAUGCUUUAGACUCACAGGUUAUGAUAACUCCACCGGAUAUGAUGUCCUCCAUCAUCGAAGUCCCGAAUCCGAAAGGAGACAUCCUCACAAAGGCGAGAACGCAGCAAUGGCAGAACACAAUCACAGGCGUUGGACAGAGGUUUAAAAACGUAGGCGAGUUCCGUGAAGCUCUCCGCAAGUACGCUAUAGCGAAUCAGUUUGGAUUCCGUUACAAGAAGAACGAUAGCCACCGAGUGACGGUUAAAUGCAAAGCCGAAGGAUGUCCCUGGAGGAUCCACGCCUCGAGGCUAUCGACGACGCAGCUGAUCUGUAUCAAGAAAAUGAAUCCGUCGCAUACUUGUGAAGGCGCAGGAGGGAUCAACGGUCUCCAGACGAGUAGGAGCUGGGUUGCGAGCAUUAUAAAGGAGAAGCUGAAAGUGUUUCCGAACUACAAACCGAAAGAUAUCGUCAGCGACAUUAAAGAAGAGUAUGGGAUUCAGCUUAACUACUUUCAAGCUUGGCGUGGUAAAGAGAUUGCUAGAGAGCAGCUUCAAGGAUCGUACAAGGACGGUUACAAGCAGCUUCCUUUGUUCUGCGAGAAGAUCAUGGAGACGAAUCCGGGAAGCCUCGCGACGUUCACGACCAAGGAGGACUCGAGCUUCCACCGUGUCUUCGUUUCGUUUCACGCCUCGGUUUACGGCUUCCUCGUCGGAUGUCGACCGUUGGUGUUUCUCGACAGCAUGCCUUUGAAGUCGAAGUAUCAGGGGACGUUGUUGGCUGCGACUUCUGUUGACGGGGACGACGAAGUGUUUCCCAUGGCGUUCGCUGUGGUUGAUGCGGAGACGGAUGAGAACUGGGAAUGGUUCUUGCUUCAGCUGAGAUCAGCUCUCUCGAUCACGUUCGAGCAACAGAAGGAACAUCUUCACGAGCCUUGCCGGAUCACUUUCGUCGCGGAUCGGCAGAAGAACCUCUCGGAGUCGAUCCCGAGAGUGUUCGAGGGCUCGUUCCACGCCUACUGCUUGCGUUACCUGACGGAGGAGCUCAUCAGAGACUUGAAAGGACCCUUCUCUCACGAGAUCAAGCGGCUGAUCGUCGACGACUUUUACGCGGCGGCUUAUGCUCCGAGGCUGGACGCGUUCGAGAGGCACGUCGAGAACAUCAAGGGACUCUCGCCGGACGCUUACAAUUGGAUCGUGCAGAACAGCAAACCGGACCAGUGGGCAAACGCUUACUUGCUCGGCUCUCGGUACAACCACAUGACGUCAAACUCCGGCGAGCCGUUCUUCAGCUGGGCCUCCGACGCCAACGAUCUUCCGAUCACUCAGAUGGUGGAUGUGAUCCGCGGGAAGAUCAUGGGGUUGAUCCAUGCGAGGAGGAUUAACGCAGCUGAGGCUAACGGAAGACUGACUCCUUCCAUGGAGGUGAAGCUAGCGAAAGAGUGCGAGAAAGCGCAGAGCCUCCACGUGGCGACGUCGGCGGAUAACAACACGUUUCACGUCCGUGGAGAGACGUUUGAGAUCGUGGACAUGGCGCAGUGGGAGUGUAGCUGCAGAGGCUGGCAGUUAACGGGCUUGCCGUGUCAGCACGCCGUCGCGGUGCUCACAUGUAACGGACAUUGCAUUUACGAUUUCUGUUUGAGGUAUUUCACUCCUGAGAGCUACAGGGCGACUUACUCGCUGUCGAUAAAUCCUGUUCCGUUGCUGGAAGGAGAGAUGUGUAGAGAGAGCUCCGGGGGUUCUGCGGUGACGGUUACUCCUCCGCCGACGAGGAGACCACCGGGGAGGCCGCCGAAAAAGAAAACGGCCGCGGAGGAGGUGAUGAAGCGGCAGCUGCAAUGUAGUAGGUGCAAGGGACUUGGUCACAACAAGUCCACUUGUAAAGAAUAUCUUCUUGAAUGCUAG